AUGACUGUGACAUCACGCCAGUUGUUUGGAUAAGCAGGAAGUGAAUACGGGUAAAUUACAACAAACGGAGCGAGAGAUACGGCGAGGACAGUUACAGAACUAUAUAAAGCUGGUCAAAAAGAUAGCUGAAACUACCUGGACCCUUGAGCUCGGGACUGAUUCUCAACUGGAAAUAACAGCACGCGCGGAUCGUCAUGUCGAACAUGGAGAAGAAUUUGUUUAACCUCAAGUUUGCAGCCAAAGAACUUCAACGCAACUCUAAGAAAUGUGACAAAGAAGAGAAGGCAGAGAAGGCCAAAGUCAAGAAGGCAAUCCAAAAAGGUAACACUGAGGUUGCACGGAUACAUGCAGAAAAUGCCAUUCGCCAGAAAAACCAAUCCGUGAAUUUCCUCAGAAUGAGCGCCAGAGUUGAUGCGGUGGCUGCUCGAGUACAGACAGCGGUCACCAUGAACAAGGUCACCAAAUCCAUGGCUGGCGUGGUGAAGGGAAUGGAUGUUACCCUGAAAAGCAUGAACCUUGAGAAGAUAUCUGCUUUGAUGGAGAAGUUUGAACGACAGUUUGAAACUUUGGAUGUACAGACGUCUCAGAUGGAGGACACAAUGAGCAGCACAACAACACUGACCACACCACAGGGUCAAGUCGAUGCAUUGAUGAUGGAAAUGGCAGAUGAGACUGGGCUGGACCUCAAUUUGGAGCUUCCUCAAGGUCAGACAGGAUCAGUGGGAACCAGUGUUGCAUCUGCAGAACAGGACGAGCUCUCACAAAGACUGGCUAAACUCAGAGACCAGGUGUGAAGAAGACCGGCUGUGUGUUUGAAAGUGAAUGUUUGUAUGUUUGAGUGAUCGAGGAACAUGUCGCUGUUUACUGACUCCUGAUAGAAAUGGCUUCAAUAUUUUUUCCAUAUAUCAUUUUCUUGCGGUUGAAGGUGUGUAUGGAUGAAUUCCGCAGCUUUUAUCCACUCUAAAAUGCUGAAAUGAAACUGUUAACUGCACACCAAAAACUGAAAAACAAACAAAUGAAUAUGUUAUAAGACACUGCUGUCAUCGGUUUUGGGGGUCAGCUGUAUGUUUUCAGUCCCUAAUAACUGGGUUGAUUAUGUCGAGUGUAAUGUUUCUUCGUAAUAUUAUUCAUUUUAUUGCUUUCAUGUUUUAAUUAUCUGAUGUCUCUGAAAUGUUUUAUGCCAAUGUAGCUAUAUGUUAACAAACACCAGCAUUGGUAUCUAACAAAUGUGUUGGGUGAAUAUGUUACUUCUGCUUCUUUCUGCACAUUUUUGCCUCCAUGCUUAAGUUGAUUGUGGGAGUUUGUAACUUAAGAUGCAUGUUAUCAAAACUGUUUUGAAUCAUCUUUUCUGGGGGUAAAAGCCCUGUUUGUUUCAGACAUUGGUGGCCAUAUUUUAUCUUCUGGAGUCUUUCUGAAUAAAUAGCAUCUCUUUAUUUUCAAUUGUUUAUAUUUUGGUUAAAACCAAAAUUUAAAAUUGCCUUGGGCAAUAUACGGCUCUAUCCGCUGGUUCAGAUAAGAAAAUAAAUAUAGUGUGUAUAUAAUAAACAUUUUGCAAUUUC
Molecule: messenger RNA, 1559 nt
Organism: Triplophysa dalaica
Lineage: Eukaryota; Metazoa; Chordata; Actinopteri; Cypriniformes; Nemacheilidae
Gene: chmp1b
Product: charged multivesicular body protein 1B
Exons: 8
Coding region: 195-794 (199 amino acids)
Biological process (GO): endosome transport via multivesicular body sorting pathway; protein transport; late endosome to vacuole transport
Cellular component (GO): ESCRT III complex; multivesicular body
Source: RefSeq, a predicted model, not a curated record